Malassezia restricta is the source of this 609-nucleotide messenger RNA. RefSeq names its product adenylylsulfate kinase. The transcript is spliced from 2 exons. The record is from RefSeq and is a predicted model, not a curated record. Gene Ontology annotation, molecular function: ATP binding; adenylylsulfate kinase activity. Bases 1 to 609 code for a protein of 202 amino acids. NCBI's taxonomy places the organism in Eukaryota, Fungi, Basidiomycota, Malasseziomycetes, Malasseziales, Malasseziaceae. Gene Ontology annotation, biological process: sulfate assimilation.
AUGGCAACGAAUAUCACUUUUCACCCCGGCAAUGUCACUUAUGAUGAGCGCAGCAGUCUUUUGAAUCAAAAGGGUAUGACGAUUUGGUUUACUGGUCUAUCUGCUUCUGGCAAAUCCACUGUGGCUGUGGCUUUAGAACAGCACCUGCUGCAUCUGAAAAAGUCUGCCUUCCGUCUGGAUGGUGACAACAUUCGCUUUGGCCUCAAUAAGGACCUCGGAUUCUCACCUAAGGAUCGCGAAGAAAACAUUCGUCGCAUUUCUGAAGUAUCGCUUCUUUUCGCCUCGUCGACGGCCAUCGCUAUUACGUCGUUCAUCUCACCGUACAAGGCAGAUCGUGACUUUGCACGCGAGUUGCACCGGAAGCACAAUCCUGAACUACCGUUCAUUGAAGUAUUCGUGGAUACAAGCGUAGAAGAAUGUGCGAAGCGCGACCCCAAAGGCUUGUAUAAAAAGGCUUUUAGUGGCGAAAUCAAAGAGUUCACCGGCGUAUCGGCUCCUUACGAAGCGCCGGAAAAUCCUGAGAUUCACAUUGAUGGUGCGAAGUCCUCUGUUGAGGACAGCGUAAAAACCAUCAUGGACUUCUUGCUGUCCAAGAAGUACAUCUGUUAA